Molecule: messenger RNA, 684 nt
Organism: Setaria italica (foxtail millet)
Lineage: Eukaryota; Viridiplantae; Streptophyta; Magnoliopsida; Poales; Poaceae
Exons: 1
Coding region: 232-489 (85 amino acids)
Source: RefSeq, a predicted model, not a curated record
CCCCACCGGCAAACCACACCAGCGAGCGAGGCAGCGACGUUGCCGUCCUUUGCCUAUUUAACCUUCGAGGACAGGCAGCUGAGCAUUCUGUGAUUCGUAGACGAGCUCCUCCUCUGCUCUGAUAAGGCAAGGUCGGCGGAAGAAGCGCGCCCGCAUUCUCCCGUCGUCGCUGCCGUCUCCUGCCAAGAGGCCGGCGGGAUAUACUACACUGUUGUGUUGGCGGUAUCGACGAUGGGGCUCCCCCUACUGGCGUUCGUGGCGGCGAGGGGGCUGAUGCAGGUGUUCAACCUCUCGGCGCCGCACGACCUCCGGCUGCCGAUCGCGCGCCACCUGCCCGAGGUAUGCGCCGUCCUGUUCGGCGUCCUCGCCUCGCACGCCGCGUGGGUCCACGAGGCCCUGGAGCGCGGCGCCGUCGCCUGGAGGCACAGAGGGAACAGUGACGCCCUCGACGACUACGUCCUCCGAGCCAUGCUCAGCAUCUCCGACUGAUGAGCGCCGGCGGCGGCGGCGGCACGCCAAUUUGCCCCUUUGCUAGUAGUUUAGCUUAAUUGUCCAUCCGCUCGUCUUGUUUCUUGUUGGUCUUGGUAUAGUUCGGUCUUGGUAUAGUUCAAUUUCAGCUAGCAUGGAAAGAGUUGGGAGAUUUCUGUAAAUGUGAUUGGUAAAUACAAGUCAAUUUUCUCGGAA